UGAAAACCUCCAGGAGCUCGCAGCUGAAAAACCGUCGGUUUGACCAAGGAUGGACAUCAACGGACGACUUGGGAUGAGGGACACCGUGCUGGCGCUCCUACUCCUGCAGGGCUUUCAUAUCGGGGAACCGGCCUCCAACCUGUCCCCGCUGGUCGGAUCCAACUGGGGGAACCCGAGGAGAUAUGUCCACCUGCAGACAUCUACAGAUCUCAACAACUUCUACUUGGAGAUCAGACUGGAUGGCACUGUGCGCAAGAGUACAGCUCGAUCGUCAUAUAGUGUUAUUUUACUGAAAGCUGAAACAAGGGAGCGUGUUGCCAUCUUCGGUGUCAAGAGUAACCGCUACCUGUGUAUGGAUUUGGAGGGGAACCCGUUCAGCUCGCCCAUCUGCCUCAGAGACGACUGUCUGUUCAACCACAAGCUUCUGGAGAACAACCGAGACGUGUACUACUCCACUCGGACGGGCAUCCUGUUUAACCUGGAGGGUUCCCGGCAGGUGUACUCAGCGGGCCAGAACCUGCCGCAGACCUCCCUCUUCCUACCCAAAAAGAACACGGUGCCGCUGGAGCGUCUCCUUCUGCACAGAGAGAAGAGGAACCGGGUCGUGGACCCCUCAGACCCGCACAACGUCCUCCUGUGGCAAACGGAGGAGGGCUCCAACUCCCGGGCCGUGCAGGAGGACGACGCGGACCUGGAGGUGGAGGUGGAGGUGGAGGUCGAGGUGGAAGUCGGGGACGACGGGCGCAAUGUGUCCGCGGAGACUCAGCUGGCCCCCUCUGCCCAUGACCCCUGGAAUGUACAAUCACCCAGACAGGCAAGCCCCCGGAGCUCCGGGACCAUGGGCUGA
Molecule: messenger RNA, 847 nt
Organism: Menidia menidia (Atlantic silverside)
Lineage: Eukaryota; Metazoa; Chordata; Actinopteri; Atheriniformes; Atherinopsidae
Source: the annotation of a GenBank genome assembly